Molecule: messenger RNA, 2058 nt
Organism: Lycium ferocissimum
Lineage: Eukaryota; Viridiplantae; Streptophyta; Magnoliopsida; Solanales; Solanaceae
Product: protein ZINC INDUCED FACILITATOR-LIKE 1-like
Exons: 17
Coding region: 218-1666 (482 amino acids)
Biological process (GO): transmembrane transport; regulation of stomatal closure
Cellular component (GO): plasma membrane; plant-type vacuole membrane
Molecular function (GO): solute:potassium antiporter activity
Source: RefSeq, a predicted model, not a curated record
AUUGAAUAGUGGUCUCAUAGAAACAGAGCAAAUCCACGAGUUAUAAAUAAGAGAGUCGCAUAGUCAUCCAUAUAGAAUUAAACAAGUGAGCUAGGUAAAAAGAAAGAUGUGGUGCAUGAGAGAUAUACGAAGAGAAUAACACUUUCAUUUUCCCUUAUAUAUUCCUCCUCCUACUUCUCCUCCUCCUGAAAACUCUGUAACUAAGAGUUGUAUAAAAAUGGCAAGCGAAGAUAUAAAGGAGACGUUGUUGAAUAAGAAAGAGCAACACUAUUACGAGAAUUGUCCGGGUUGUAAGGUGGAACUCCACAAGGCAUCCCAAACUGGUUUGCCCAUUAAGGAGCUUUUCACCAUGUGGUUUAUUGUGCUUGGCACAGCACUUCCAAUAUCAUCUCUCUUUCCAUUCCUUUAUUUCAUGAUAAGGGACUUUCACAUUGCCAAGAGAGAGGAAGAUAUUGGUUCCUAUGCAGGUUAUGUAGGUUCCGCAUUUAUGUUUGGAAGAGCUUUAACAUCUGCCUUUUGGGGAGUCGUGGCUGACCGAUACGGCCGAAAACCGGUUAUAAUUUUCGGUACUUUUAUAGUGGUUGUUUUCAAUACUCUUUUUGGUCUUAGUAUCAACUUUUGGAUGGCCGUCAUAACAAGAUUUCUUCUCGGUAGUUUAAAUGGUUUGCUUGGACCAAUAAAGGCAUAUGCUGCUGAAAUUUUUCGUGAAGAAUAUCAAGCACUAGGAAUGUCAACGAUUAGUACAGCAUGGGGCAUUGGAUUGGUUAUUGGCCCAGCUUUAGGAGGCUUUCUUGCACAGCCUGCAGAGAAAUAUCCAGCCAUAUUCUCAAAGGAUUCUAUAUUUGGGAGAUUUCCCUACUUCUUGCCUUGCCUAUGCAUAUCAAUCUUUUCCUUGGUCGUGGCUAUUGGUUCAUUUUGGCUGCCGGAAACAUUACAUAACCAUGAUUCAGAAAUACCGCCUCAAGAUUCUUACAAGUCUCUGGAGGCUGCAUCAGAUACAAAAGAAGGAAAUGAAUCAACCCCAAAAGAAAACCUUUUUAAGAACUGGCCAUUGAUGUCAUCUAUCAUAAUAUACUGUGUCUUCGCUCUUCAUGAUAUGGCUUACUCAGAGAUUUUUUCAUUAUGGGCUGUGAGCCCCAGAAAGUUUGGGGGCUUAAGUUAUUCAACUGCUGAUGUUGGUGAAGUACUAUCAAUCUCAGGGUUUGGCGUUCUAGUCUUUCAACUUUCUUUGUAUCCAUGGAUUGCGAAGUAUAUUGGCCCUAUACUCAUUGCUCGGGUUGCAGGAGUUUUGUCAAUUCUCUUACUGACGAGUUACCCUUAUAUCGCUAUGCUGUCUGGGAUCACCCUCUCUGUGGUGAUGAAUUUCGCAUCCAUGAUGAAGAAUGCUUUGUGUAUCUCUAUUGUAACGGGGAUGUUCAUAUUACAAAACAAAGCAGUGGACCAGCGACAAAGGGGAGCUGCUAAUGGAAUUGCCAUGACAGCAAUGUCACUUUUUAAAGCUGUUGGCCCAGCAGGGGGAGGAGCCCUCUUUUCUUGGGCACAAAAAAGGCUUGACGCUCCCAUUCUUCCAGGUGAUCAAGUGGUUUUCUUUGUGCUGAAUGUGAUUAUGGCACUUGGUGUGUUGCUGACAUUCAAACCAUUCCUAGUUGAAACACAAAAUACUUAAUUAGAGGAGAGGUUAUGUAUUAUUAUUAUGAUUAUUUUUUUGUAUCCUAUUUUACGCGUCACAUCAAUUAGGAAUUGAACUCACACAGCUACCUGAGUGUACCUCUGGACUUGAAACCCUGUCUUAAAGAAGUGGGUACGCAAGUCAAUUAAUGCAACACUUGCGGAUUUUCCAGAUGAUUUGACCACCAUGAUGAAUCAACUUAGACGGGAAAUGACUUUUGCUCAUUCUAAGCAGUUCAAUUUCAAUGAAAUUUAUCUACUUAGAAAUCCUGUUUAUGUCAACUCUUCUUUUAUCAGUGCUGCAUUUUAUACUUGUUGGAGCUGUUGUACGUAAAUUGCUAUUGUUUGCUUUAUCAUGUUUAAUUAAAUGAAGGCAACUGUUUUGUGUUA